AUGACCAAUAAGGACUACGCCAAUAUCGACGUAAAGUUCCCAGUCUUCACCGCCAAGUUUCUCAGUGACGAGCGCUUGGUCAUUGGCGGCGGUGGUGGCGAGGGCAAAAACGGCAUCAAAAACAAAAUUAGCAUCGUUGACAUUGAUUUCGCAGAAUCUUCAGAAGACAAGAUCCUUCGCCAGGCCACGGAAAUCAGCUUACAUGAUAAUGAAGAUAACCCAACGUCUUUGGAUGUGACCCAAACAGGAACUAUUUUUGCCGGUGUUAACCGUGCAUCAUCCAAAGUAAAGUCAAAGGAAAAUGACCACUUGCGUGUUUUCCAAAUCGUCACAGAAUCAGAAGAAUCUGUACAGGCAAGACAAAAGAAGGCUGAAGAAGAGCGAAAGAAGGCUGAAGAAGAGCGAAAGAAGGCUGUUGAAGAAAAAAAGAAGGCUGCUGAGGAAAAGAAGAAGAAGAAGGAGGCAGAGGAGGAAAAGAAAAAGAAGGCCGAAGAAGAAAAAAAGGCCAAGGAAUCCAAAAAGAAAGACAAAAAGAAGGGCAAAAAGCAGGCUGAAAAAGGGGAGAAAAAGGAGGAGCCUGUCAAAGUAGAAGAGGAAGAGGAAGAGGAAGAGGAAGAGGAAGAGGAAGAGGAAAAGGAAAAGGAAGAGGAGGAGGAAGAAGAAGAAGAAGAGGAAGUGGUGGAGGAAGAACCUGAAGCUGAUGUUUUUGAACGUGAAGAAUCAAUUGAACAGGUUGCUUCUGAAAUUAUUUUCAAGUCUGGCGAUACUGAAGAAUACCAAAAAUGCACUGUUACCAAUCCCAUCACAAAGAUCAUUUCUAUCUCCAAUUCUCUCGCUGGAAAGAAUUCCAAGCUUUCAGUUUUGAGCUAUGACCCAAAGGCACCAGCUACACCGCCUACUCCCAUUUAUUCCAUUCCCUCUGUUGACGAACUUUCAAUCAAUGACUUGGACAUCAGUCCCAAUGGACAAUCAAUUGUUCAUGUCACAGACAAGACAAUUGCCAUCACAUCAGCUACCUCUUCAACCAUUAUUUGCAAGGCAAAACUACCCAAAUCAGAUUCGGACGAAAUUGCACCUGCAGGAUCUAUAUUUGCCAAGGUCAAGUUUAUUGACAAUGAGACCCUUAUUGUCGCUGCAAACCACCCUAAGCGUGCUGGUGCUUCUCUUAUCAAGCUUUCCAUUAUUUUAAACAAUAAAAAGAAGGCCUUGGUCAUCACAGACUAUAAAAAGGUUAUUGAAAAGUCGUCCAUCACUUCUCUUGACGCUGUGAAACUUACUCCUAAGGUUAAGCCCACUCCUCCCAAAAAAGUUGAAAAGAAGGUUGAAAAGAAGGUUGAAAAGAAAGUAGAAAAGAAGGCCGAGAAAAAAGCAGACAAGAAGAAAGGAAAAAAAGGUAAGGGCAAAGGAAAGAAGGGUGGUAAGGCUAAGAAGGUUGAAAAGAAGAUUGAGAAGAAGAUUGAAGAGAAAGUAGAGGAAGAAGAGGCUGAGGAAGAAGAGGAUGCCGAAGAGCAGGUUGAGGAGCAAAUUGAAGAGGAGGUUGAAAAAGAGAUUGAAAGAGAAGCUGAAAAAGAGAUUGAUGAAGAUGAUGACAUUGAGCUCGUUGAAAAGGCUGAAGCUGAAGAGGCUGAGCGAGAGUUUGAAAAGGGAUCUGACAAGGAUUCAGAGAAGGAAACAGAGGCUGAAGAGGAAAAAGAAGAGGAAAAAGAAGAGGAAAAAGAAGAGGAAAAAGAAGAGGAAAAAGAAGAGGAAAAGGAAGAGGAAAAGGAAGAGGAAAAGGAAGAGGAAAAGGAAGAGGAAAAGGAAGAGGAAAAGGAAGAGGAAAAGGAAGAGGAGACAAAAUCUAAAACAGAAGCUGACAAGGAAACCAAACAAGCCGAGAAAAAGACUGAAAAGUCUAAAAUAUCUGAGAAAUCUGAGAAAUCUGAAAAGAAAGUUGAAAAGAAAGUUGAAAAGAAAGUUGAAAAGAAGGUUGAAAAGAAACCCGAACCAAUCGAAUUUCCUGAUAUCCCUGAGGUCCAUGGCUUUGUUGCCUUUGCCACUGCCGAUCUCAGUGUAGGCUUAGUUUCUCUUAACGACCUCAAAUCUCUCUGGAUCAAGAAGAAUGCCCAUGCAUUCGCCAUCACUAAAGUUGUUUUCUCCCAUCCUUCCGGAAAGAUGCUUGCCUCAACUUCUGUUGCAAAUACAGUCGCAGUCUACAAACUUCCUGACUUGGAAACCGCCCUAAGCAUAUCCAAGGGUAAACUGACAGCAAUUUACACCAUUGCAUCGGUUGUUAUUAUUAUUCUCACUGCCAUUCUGUUACAAUUUGUUUUCCAAAAGAAAUUCUUGGGUGAUUUGAUUCCAAGUGAGCAAUCUUUCGAUGGCUCUCUCAAAUACCAGGCUCCUGAAGUUGACACAAACCUGCCUAUUUCAACUUCUAGUGUAGUACCCACUACUGAGUCUAUUGUAAAGUCUUCCGCUAAGCCUUCUGAUGAAGAAGAGAUUGUAAUUGAUGAGGAAGAUGUGGAUAAUAUGAAUGAGUUUGACCUUUACGAAGGUGACCCACUGGAUGAGGAAGAUCCUGAUGGUGAUUUGGCUGAUUUUGAAGAAGACGAAGACGAAGAUGAUGAUGAAGAUGAAGAUGACGAUGACAAAGAUGAUGAUGAUGACGAUGAUGAUGACGAUGAUGAUGAUGAUGAUGAUGAUGAUGAUGAUGAUGAUGAUGAUGAUGAUGAUGAUGAUGAUGAUGAUGAUGAUGAUGAUGAUGAUGAUGAUGAUGAUGAUGAUGAUGAUGAUGAUGAUGAUGAUGAUGAUGAUGAUGAUGAUGAUGAUGAUGAUGAUGAUGAUGAUGAUGAUGAUGAUGAUGAUGAUGAUGAUGAAGAUGAAGAUGAAGAAGAAGAAGAAGAUGAUGAUGAUGAGGAUGAUGAGGAUGAUGAUGAUGAAGAUGAUGAAGAUGAUGAAGACGACGAUGAUGAUGAGGAUGAGGACGACGAUGAUGAGUAA
Molecule: messenger RNA, 2982 nt
Organism: Magnusiomyces paraingens
Lineage: Eukaryota; Fungi; Ascomycota; Dipodascomycetes; Dipodascales; Dipodascaceae
Exons: 2
Coding region: 1-2982 (993 amino acids)
Biological process (GO): protein secretion
Cellular component (GO): endoplasmic reticulum membrane
Molecular function (GO): GTPase activator activity; guanyl-nucleotide exchange factor activity; protein binding
Source: RefSeq, a predicted model, not a curated record